Harmonia axyridis is the source of this 2398-nucleotide messenger RNA. RefSeq names its product synembryn (gene ric8a). The transcript has 8 exons. Gene Ontology annotation, molecular function: G-protein alpha-subunit binding; guanyl-nucleotide exchange factor activity. The record is from RefSeq and is a predicted model, not a curated record. Gene Ontology annotation, biological process: G protein-coupled receptor signaling pathway. Lineage: Eukaryota; Metazoa; Arthropoda; Insecta; Coleoptera; Coccinellidae. Gene Ontology annotation, cellular component: cytoplasm. Bases 180 to 1772 code for a protein of 530 amino acids.
AAAUUAUCUGUAAUCUGUGACUGCAAGUAUUUCAUAUUUCAUAUUGAUUCAGGAAACUUUUGAAAAGGAAAACUGCACAGAUUCCGGAAAAUUUCUGACAGUGACACAGAAUUCAUAUACAGUUCAAAAUUGAAAAUUAUCUUUUAUUGCCGUCUUUGUGAUUAUUGAGGAAUUGCAACAUGGAUGAAACGAAUAUAAAAUCUAUAAUUGCCCAAAAUGAAAAUUCCAAAAAAGCUUUAAAAACUUUCAUUUCUCAGACAGAAAAUUUUUUCUCUUUUCCCUUAUUGAACGAGAACAACUUGAGAUUUGAUUUAUGGAAUAGUUUAUACAACAUGGCUAACACCUCUUCAGAUGAGGAAAUACAAGCAAACUGUUUUUCAGCCCUUCGAAUUUUAUGUCGAGAAAAAGCAAAUCUAGACCAAUUAUUUGAAGCUAAUGAUUGGCUAACUUUAUUGAAAAGAGUUAUUGGCCUAGAUGGAGAUAAAAUAAAUUUCACAAAAAAGACAAGCAUUGUGGCAGUGGAAGCAGAGAAAUUUCUUUGUAAUUUGGUGUUCAACAAUAAUAAAGCUGUUCGAGAAUGUAGUGAAAAUGACAUUUUAUACAAUAUCAAUGAUAGAAUUAAGUUCUAUAGCGAACCUUCAUUCCCAGAAGACAUAAAAUUCUUUGAUAUGAAAUUGUUAUUUAUCAUCACAGCUUUACGCCCUGAAACGAGAAAAAUAUUGGGAGAAGAAAAGAAUGCUACUAUCAAUUUAAUGGAAUAUCUUGAUAUUAUUUUCGAAGAUGUUGAAGAUAAUGAUAAAUCAAUGGAUAUGGCAUGCGAAAUUCUUAAGACUCUAUUUAAUUUGACACUGAAAAUUCAACCAAGUAAUGAACAAUCAGACAGAUAUAUAAAAUUGGUACAAAUUUUACGGAAGUAUUUAAUGUUACCUAUUGAAUCUGAGGUCGAACGUAUAACUUUACAGACCAAUGUUAUAAAUUUAUUGACAAAUAUACCUAAUACCUUUUACACAGAAUUAAUACCACCGAUAGAUUCUGUUGAGUGUAUUGGAGAGAAAUUAGAAUACAAUGGGCAUGAUUUAUCAGCUGUGAAAAUGAUUGUGGAAUUAUUAAGAGUUAAAAUUUCGGCAGAUAAUCCAGUAAAUCAACAACUUGAAAUUAUUUCCCCUACAGUUACAGUAUUAUACAAUGGAGCCUGUGGAAGUAAGAUAAUUAGAAAAUAUUUGCGAUUUGAAAUAUUACCACCUCUCAGAGAUGUGUAUAAUCUUCCUGAAGAAGGAACUACCUUGAGAAAUUGUUUGUGCCGUUUUUUAACUUCUCCUGUAACAAUUCUAAAGGAUAUCAUAGCAGAAUUUUUAUUCGUUUUAUGUAAAAAAAAUGUGAAACGUAUGGUCAAAUAUACCGGAUUUGGAAAUGCAGCUGGUUUAUUUGCAAAAAGAGGUUUGCUUGGUGGCAAGAAAGAUGCUGAAGCAGCAGAGUUUAGCUCUGAUAGCGAGGACAGUGAAACAGAAGAAUAUGCGGAAAAUAAACAUAUGAUCAACCCGGUAUUAGGUUGUUAUCGUCCAUCAAAUACUGAUGUCUUGGAUGGAAUGUCAGAUGAACAGAAAGAGUAUGAAGCAAUGAAAAUAAUUAAUCUCAUGGAUGCUUUGACAAGAGAGGGUACCAUAAAACCAUGUAAAAUAGAUGAAAAUGGAAGGCCAGUGCCUAUCGAGCAUGUUUUAGAGUUCCAGAAUAGCUUGAAGAAAAAAGACAGUUGUCAAGGAUCAGUAGAAUAAGAUUUGAUUCAGCGAAUCAGGACUAGGAUAUUGUGCUAAAAAGAUAGAAUGUGUAUGUCGAUAAAACUUAAAUGAAAAAAUAGUUUAUAUUCAAGGAUUUGUUGCAGUUCUAUUUAAAUAUUUUUUAUUCUAUUGUUAAUUUUGUUUAAUCAGCUUUCAAACAAAAAUUUUGUUUCCGGAACUGUUUCUGUCAUUGUAGUUUCACAUGAUUUCUUUCUGUAUAUUGUACUACUUUGUUGUUGUAACGAAAAUGAAAUUAGCACCACUUAGAUAUGAUGUCAUCAGUUAAUGAAAACUAUGAGUACAUUGACUAAAUUGAAGCUCACCAGAACUAUUAUAAUUCUUUCUGUUUCCGAUAAGGUCACGAAAAGAUUACAAAUGAUUCAAGAUAAACAUUAAAAGUCUGAAAAAGUAGUCAUCUGAUGCCUAAAGGAAAUAUUAAUUUUUAAAUUAUUUUAGCAUGUCUCUUUAUCUUUUAUGUAUAAUUAUUAAACUUAUAUAUUAUUAUUAUUAUCAAAAAUCCCAUUACUAUUGAAUGUUGUAGCGGUUAAUUUAUUGAGUCAUAAAUAUCUAUAUGUAUUAUUAAAAUAUUAUUACUCGUGAGAAAUAAAUUCUGUUUUAAUCAA